GUGGGACCCUUGGGGCCACCGACGUCCUCAGAAUGGCCAUCUGCCCCCAUGCCCUCUCUGGGUGGUAUAAUCAGUGGCCGAAGCCACCCUGCAUCAUCCAAGGUUUCUCCCUGAGACAUCCACGAGACGGUGGUCCCCAAGGGCAGGAGGGAUGGAGUGCCUGCGUCCUGGGUGGGGGGUCUCACACUCCAUGAUGACAGCCCCACGCGUGGGGCUCACCAGAAUUAAGGUAUUUUCCCCUGUCUUUGCAACAACAUGGGUUUGACAGAUCGCAUAUGGCGUGGGGCGGGGGGGGCUGUGUCACCUGAAAUUCUGGGUUAAUCGUCCUAUUCACAACAGCUCUUACUUUUUGUUUUCAUUCCUUGGGGAAAGCAACUCUGCUCCAAAGGUCUGUUGUCCUUUGCUGCCGACCUUUAGACUGCAGUGGCCUUUGAUAGUAAACAACAAGCACCUCUCCAGUCCCCCCAGAGUGAGAAAGCCUGGGCAGGGAGCAUGCAAUUAUAUACACUUGUUAACCAGAUGAACAGGAGUGCAUGGGAGAAAGGACCUCUGGUGAAAACCUGGAUGGAAAAAGGGCUUGGUUUUGGGAAGUGUGGGGUUUUUUGCAUCUAGCCCACCCACUGUGUGCUCAAAACACAUCUGGCAUCAUGAUUCCCUAAAGCCACGGUGCAGGAUUCAGCACAGGCACCUCUUUAACGCUGCUUUGGGUACAGUGUUGUCACCCUAAAAGGGGAGCAGAGGCAUUAAUACUCCGGGGUUUGAGACCCUGCAUGCAUCCAGGCUGAGAAAAAUCUAAAAAAUCGCUGAUCUCUCAUAUUCUCCACCUCGGGGCUUUCGAACAGGAUUGAGUGUAGAUACAUAUAUUAAAAAAAAAAAAAAAAAUACAAAGCACACAAACCAGAGGAGCGAGCUGCUGAGAAGUCGCCGGAGAGGCAUGUGUGGAGGCGCAGCUACUAGAGAGGAGCGCACCAGGACGAUGAAGUCGUACCAGAAGCUGACGACGGCGGUGCCGCAGCCGGCGGCGUGCUGGGUGGAGGAGGAAGGGUCCGCCCCGACGCCUGCCGGCCGUCGGAAGCUGGCCCCAUGGUGGGUGGGCAGCGGGCUGCUGGUGGCCGCUGUGCUGCUGAGCACUGUCACCGUCUGGGUGCUGCGGCAAGUAUCGGGGGGCUGGCCCGGACCCACGCCACCCCCCAAAUGUCUCCUGAUACCCGAAAGCCACCGCUUUGACUGCUACCCGGAGCGGCACAUGGUGGUGACCCAGGAGCUCUGUGAAAGCCGGGGGUGCUGCUUCAUUGAGAGCCCCCUGCCAGCGGGGGGCAAGCAGGGGGUGCCCUGGUGCUUCUACCCCCCCGACUUCCCCAGCUACACCCUGGAGAGCCUCAACCAGACGGCACUGGGCAUGGUGGGGUUGCUGGUGCGGAGGGAGAAGGCCUAUUACCCCCGGGACAUCGAGAUGCUGAGGCUGGAUGUGGAGUUUGAGACGGACACGCGGCUGCACAUCAAGAUAACGGAUGCGGCCAACCCACGGUACGAGGUUCCCUUCGAGGUUCCCCCAGUGAUGAAGAGAGCAGAAAACCCCAUCUACAGCCUGGACUUCUCCCGAAACCCCUUUGGGGUGCUGCUGCGGCGCAAGGCGACGGGGACAGUGCUGCUCAACACCACCGUGGCCCCCUUGAUCUUCGCUGACCAGUUUCUCCAGAUAUCCACAUUGCUCCCGUCCAAGUUCCUCUACGGGCUGGGGGAGCACCGUGGCACCCUCCUGCACAGCCUGGACUGGAGCACCCUCACGCUGUGGGCCCGCGACGUCCCUCCCACGGAAUCCUUCAACCUGUACGGCGCUCACCCCUUCUGCCUGGUGAUGGAGGAGGGUGGAGAUGCUCACGGGGUUUUCCUCCUCAACAGCAACGCGAUGGAGGUGGUCCUGCAGCCUGCUCCAGGUCUGACCUGGAGGACCAUCGGGGGGGUGCUGGAUUUUUACAUCUUCCUGGGGCCUGAUCCCAACAUGGUCAUCCAGCAGUACCAGCAGGUGAUAGGCUUCCCGGCCAUGCCGCCGCUCUGGGCGCUCGGCUUCCACCUCUGCCGCUGGGGCUACCGAUCCAGCAACGAGACGUGGCAGACCGUGAGAGCCAUGAGGAACUACCAGAUCCCCCAGGAUGCGCAGUGGAAUGACAUCGAUUACAUGGACGGGUACCGGGACUUCACCUUCGAUCCCCAGAAAUUUGCCUCCCUCCCCUCGCUGGUGGAAGACCUCCACAAACACAGGCAGCGCUACGUUAUGAUCUUGGAUCCCGGCAUCAGCAGCACCAAUCCUCGCGGUUCCUACUGGCCUUUCGAUGAAGGCUUGAGACGGGGCUUGUUCCUCAACACCACCCAAGGGCAGCCGCUCAUUGGGCAGGUCUGGCCCGGCUUCACUGCCUUUGCAGACUUCUCUAACCCAGACACGCACCAGUGGUGGCUGGAGAACCUGCAGCACUUCCAUGCCCAUGUGCCUUUCGAUGGCCUCUGGAUCGACAUGAAUGAACCAUCUAACUUCAUGGAUGGGUCUGAAGACGGCUGCCCGCCGGGAGAGCUCGACAGCCCACCCUACACGCCAGCCGUGCUGGGCGAUUCCCUCUCUGCAAAGACGGUGUGUGCCUCGGCGAAGCAGAGAGCCUCGGUGCACUACAACCUCCACAACCUCUACGGGCUGAUGGAAGCCAAAGCCACGGCGAGCGCCUUGAUCCAGAUCCGGGGCAAGCGUCCCCUCGUCAUCUCCCGCUCCACCUUCCCCAGCCAGGGCCGGUACUCGGGCCACUGGCUGGGCGACAACCGGAGCCAAUGGAAGGACAUGUAUUACUCCAUCCCAGGGCUGCUGAGCUUCAGCCUCUUCAGCAUCCCGCUGGUCGGGGCGGACAUCUGCGGCUUCUCCGGCAGCACCUCGGAGGAGCUGUGCACCCGCUGGAUGCAGCUCGGCGCCUUCUACCCCUUUGCUCGCAACCACAACACCCAGAACGAGAAGGCCCAGGACCCAACGGUGUUCAGCCCUGCGGCGAGGACGGCCAUGAAGGACGUGCUGCUGAUCCGCUACUCCCUCCUGCCCUUCCUCUACACCCUUUUCCACCGUGCCCACCUGCAAGGGGACACCGUCGCCCGGCCCUUGUUCUUUGAGUUCCCCCGGGACGUGGCCACCUUGGGGCUGGACAGGCAGUUCCUGUGGGGCCGUAGCCUGCUGGUGACACCGGUGCUGGAGCCCGGGGUGGACUCAGUCACGGGCUACUUCCCCCGAGGCGUGUGGUACGACUUCUACACGGGCUCCUCAGUGAACAGCAGCGGAGAGAUGCUGAAGAUGUCAGCCCCCCUGGAGCACCUCAACCUGCAUGUCCGGGAGGGUGCCAUCCUGCCCACCCAGAAACCGGGGACCACCAGCGAGGCGACCCGAGGGAAUCCCCUGCGCCUCAUCGUGGCUUUGUCCCAGGGUGCCACCGCGUGGGGGGACCUCUUCUGGGACGAUGGCGAGAGCCUGGACACCUUCGAGCGGGGCAGCUACUCCUACCUGGUGUUCAACGUCACGCAGAACAUCUUCACCUCCACUGUCCUCCACGCCAGCGCCGAGGCCACCGAGGUCACCAUUGGCACACUGAGCAUCUUUGGGGUGCGGAAGCCACCCAGCAAGGUCCUCCUGAACGGCCAGGAGAAGCCCUUUUCCUACCUGGACAAUGAGGUUCUCACCGUCAGCGACCUUGGCCUCAGCCUCAGCCAGGGCUUCUCCCUGCAGUGGCUGUGAGCGGGGGGGCUGCGGGGUGACCCCCACCACGCCGAGACCACCCAUCCGGGGGAUGCUCGAUGCUCCAGCCCCCGAGGCCGGGAUGCCACCGCGGAGGAGGCGGUGGGGACCGUCACCUGCCGCCAUGCGGCCCCCCCCUCCAGCACGGCUGGGGACGGGGCGGGGGGGGGGCGUGGGGUGGGGGGCUUGGCCC
Molecule: messenger RNA, 3956 nt
Organism: Aquila chrysaetos chrysaetos
Lineage: Eukaryota; Metazoa; Chordata; Aves; Accipitriformes; Accipitridae
Product: lysosomal alpha-glucosidase-like
Exons: 20
Coding region: 935-3763 (942 amino acids)
Biological process (GO): carbohydrate metabolic process
Molecular function (GO): alpha-1,4-glucosidase activity; carbohydrate binding
Source: RefSeq, a predicted model, not a curated record